AUCGAUAAAUGCGAGUAAAUCUUUGGCGCUCUUUUUUAGCAAACAAAAUGUCCGAUCUUUUCAAUUGUUUUAAACGUUUUUUAUUUCAUGUUCAAUUAUUUGGAUUGAAAUUGAUGCUGAUAAAUAGACAUUGGGAAGGAAACAAAUGAUGUAGCAAAAAAGACGAUGAGGAGGAGAAAGAGGAGAAAGAGUCUCAAUUACGUGAGAAACCGGUCAGGUAAGAAUUGGAAGCGUUGAGAGUGCAUUUGUUUAUUGUCCGUUUGUUGAUCAACAUUACAUUCAACCUUAAACCAGUAAAUAUUAAAACAGCCAACAGUAAACAUUGAUACAAAACAGCUCUGACUAACAUGUUUCCAUCUUGUUAUCUUUCAGGUAUCAUAAAGGAACAGCAGAGAAAACUCCUUUUGUAAUUGAUGGAAAUCACACAAGCAAAAAUCAUCAAUAACAACAAUUGCUGUCAUCACAAUCACCGUCAUCAUUAUCCGUAUCAAAGACAACAAUAGGUCAAAAUUAACAAUUUCAUCGAUAUACUCAUAACCAAUACUAUUAUCGUCUUAAUCCACCAGUAACUUGGAAGGAAUCACUUUUUCGUGAUUUCACACCUAAACUCCAUAACGGAUUUAUAAUUGUGUUUUGUCUUCAUUUUUAUUGCAACUAUUCUGUGUCUGUGUCUGUGUUUACAUACUUUCGGCUCGGAAUUUAUUGAUAAACUGUGAAAGUUUUGGCCGACAAUCUUGUUUUUGCAAUGAAUUUUAAACGAAAAGAUAUCAAAAAAUCAUCUUAUUACGUUUGGUUUCUUGGAGCCAAAGAGGCUGAAGGUCUUCGUGGAGAUGAGUUUGUUUUACCUGUUUUACGUUAUUUGACUGACCAAGAAGGACUCUCUGAAGUUUCAAAGGUUACGCUACAAGUAAGCAAUAAAGGAUUGAAAAUAAUACAAAAUGUGCCAAAAAAAUCAUCUUCAUCUUGUAACCCGUUACCAGCCUCAAACUUGUCAUCGGCUAAAUUAAGUUUAUCAUCCAAUUCAGGGAAAACUGAACAGAUAAAGCAUCUAAUUCCUCAUAAUGCAAUUACAUGUGUUGUUCAAGAAGAUGAUUUGGUUGCUUGUAUUUUAUUAAUUUAUAAUCCAAUCACCAAAUGUCCGGUUCAUGUUCAUGCUUAUCGAUGUGAUUCAAUUGAAACUGCUUCAUCGCUUCGUGGACAAUUACAAUUGUUGAUUGAGAAGCCAGAAAACCAACGAAAGUUUAAAGAAAUUGAAUCACGUCUUGUGUCAAAAGGAUUAACAGUUAAUCAACAACCUCACCAGCUUCAUCAGCAUCUUAAGCAACAGCCCCAAUCUAAACCAACAGAAUCAUCUGUUGAAUUGAAUCGGCGCUUCAAUCCAUUGGGUAAACGAGGUUCAUCCGAGAGUCGAUCAAUUCGAACAGAGUCUUCAGAUAGAACUGAAGAUUCGUAUGAUUCAGGAUUAAUAAAUGGCUCCAAGGAGAACAAAUCAUUGCCCAUUGAACUGGCUCUGGGCAAUCCAAAAGUAGCCAUACUCUAUGAAUCUUUAGCAGCUGAAUUAAAAGCCAAAUUAUCUAAUCCCAAAUCAGGACCAAUAUUGUUACCACCAAAGGAUUAUGAUACAAUAUCUCGUAAACAGGGUAAAUUAAGUGGCAUUGAGGCUCGUAAGAGCACUAAUAUGACCAUCGUCGGACCAUUGGAGACACCGUCUACAACUACCAACUCAUCUUCCUCGUCAUCUCCUACCACUGCAUCAUCAUCACCAUUGAAGGGUAUUAAAGAUAAAAAGACGGGAUUAAUUGUCGGCUCUUCUCUAUCAACCUCUUCGUCGUCCUCAUCUUCCUCGUCAGUCCUUAAAAAAGCUAUGGUCUUGCCUUCAGCCACAUCAACCUCAAAUCUUCAUAUUAUCCGAUCAGAAUCAAGUUGUAAAUCAUCAAGUGGAAUUGGUUCUGAUGAGCCAGAUAAAUUAUCAUCUUCCUCAACUUCACCUUUUAAUAGAGAACUGAUUAAGGCAACAGCCAAUUACCGUUGUGAUGUUUCUUCAGACGAUUCAGAGCGUAAUUGGUCACCAAUUGAGAGUGGACCCAGUUCAUCUGGAAGUGCAGCUUCCUCUGGACGAAGAUUGUUAAACUUAACAACUACAACAUCAACAUCAAACAUGAAUAAUAAUAGCAGUAAUCAUAUUGUUAAUAAUAAGAUGAUGAUUACAAAUAAUGCUAAUAAUAGCAACAAAAAUAUUCAUCACCAUCAUAGUCAUCAUCACAACAUCAAUAAUAAUAUUAACAAUAAUAAUAAUAGGAUCAACAAUAAAAAACAUGAGAUAGCUGAAAGAUUGGAAACAAAUCGAUUAAAUAACAGCAUCAAGAGUAGCCACCAUCAGCUUACAUCGUCAUCUUCAUCUUCAUCAUCUUCAUCAUCACUAUCAACAACAAAUCGAGCCUCCAUUCCACCUCCUGUUGUACCUAAAGCAAGUUUAAUGACCAAACCAAUGAAAACUGAUUUAAAAAGGAUUAAAAACGACCUCAGACCCGUUAUUACUGGAGUAACACCUCAUUCCGCAUCUCCAACAAUCAACUCUAGUAAUAAUAUUAACAGCAACAAUAAUAUUAAUUAUGAUAAUAAUAAAGGAAAAGUUGAUCCACCGCGUUAUUAUUUUCCCGAUCAAAUUGUAUCAAAUAAUAGUAAUGUUGGACUAAUGAAAAAUAAAUCAAGUGAUAAUCAUCAUUCACGUCGAUUGCCAACUCAUAAUCUUCAUCAUGAUUAUCCAAGUGAUAGUGUAAAACCAUCAGCUGGAGAUAUAAUUAAUAUCACCAAUGCAUGUGCUCGAUUAAAACCGACUCGUGAUUUCAUUAGAGUCCAACCUUUAACAAAUUAUCAAAGAAGUCCAAUUUCAUAUUGAAUUUUAAAUGCAAUUGAAGACAAUUGGAGACACCAGCAAUCCGACAAUUGACAUCUUUAAAGAUCAAUCUUAUUGAUAAAAAUUUGAUUUGAAACAAGAGCUCAUUAUCAAAUUAAAACUUAAUAAGCUUGUAUGGAACGAAAUAAAACUAUUAAAUCUCCCUAAUACAUUAUCUGUAUUAUCGAGAUUUUCAAUCAACUUUUCAUUUAAUAAAGAUUACGACUUUUCAAUAA
Molecule: messenger RNA, 3132 nt
Organism: Tetranychus urticae (two-spotted spider mite)
Lineage: Eukaryota; Metazoa; Arthropoda; Arachnida; Trombidiformes; Tetranychidae
Source: RefSeq, a predicted model, not a curated record